Molecule: messenger RNA, 971 nt
Organism: Ceutorhynchus assimilis (cabbage seed weevil)
Lineage: Eukaryota; Metazoa; Arthropoda; Insecta; Coleoptera; Curculionidae
Source: the annotation of a GenBank genome assembly
UUGAUUGUCAAAAUCAAACAAAAGUGAGGUUAUAGUAAAUAACAAUCCAAAAUAUACAACUCAUUCUCAUUAUUUUGUCUCUUAAACUUAAAUAUUAUUAUUGAAAAAUGACUAAAAUCAACGAAGUAACGUCCCUGUACAAACAACUAAAAGCCGAAUGGACUUCGCACAAAAACCUAAGCAAAUGCGAAAAACUCCUCUCCGAAUUGAAGCUGGAACUUACCCAACUAAUAUUCUUGCCCACUUCAAACGUAAGCGCCUCCCAACAAGAAUUACUCCUGGCCAGAGACGUAUUGGAAAUUGGAGUGCAAUGGGCCAUUGAGGCUAACAACAUUCCGGCCUUUGAAAGGUACAUGGCCCAAUUGAAAUGCUACUAUUUCGAUUACCAAACCCAACUGGAAGAGUCGGCCUACAAGUACCAACUUCUAGGCUUAAACUUGUUGUUUUUACUAAGCCAAAACCGUGUAGCUGAGUUUCAUAACGAGCUUGAACUAUUGCCUGUUGAUCAUAUUCAAAACGAUGUUUACAUAAGGCAUCCUUUGAGUAUUGAGCAGUAUUUGAUGGAGGGUAGCUACAAUAAGAUUUUUUUGGCCAAGGGCAACGUGCCAGCUAAAAGCUACAACUUGUUUAUGGACAUUUUGCUUGACACUAUUCGUGGAGAAAUUGCUGCUUGUCUUGAAAGCUCUUAUGAGAAAAUUUCAGCUAAAGAUGCUGCAAGGAUGUUGUAUUUGCAGAGUGAGGAAGCUUUAAAGUCUAUUGCAACAAAGAGGAAGUGGACAUUGGGCAAGGGUAAUUUCUUCCACUUUACUCCUGAAGUUAAAAAGACUCAUGAGCCUAUUCCUUCUGUGGAAUUGGCUGUUCAAGCUGUUGAGUACGCUAAGGAAUUGGAAAUGAUUGUUUAAAUAUUAUUAGUUUUAAUAAACAUAUUUAGUUUAAAGGGAUACAGUGUUGCUUGUUUUCACCCAUAAAAU